AUGGCGAACUUUCCCCUGCUCGCGAAGAUUGCGGACGUAAAAGAACAUCGAUUCGAGAAGCCAGUGAAAAAGAUAUUCGAUGGUCCUGAUGUAUCCUUCUUCCUAAUGUCUCUCGCGUAUCGGGACAUCAUGAUAUUCAUGCUUCAACUCAACAGAUCUGUUUUACCACGCAAAGUUCAGACGGGAGGAAAGGACACAGUCUCGACCUGGCGGUUAAACUCAGAGGAGGUCGUGUUCUCAGAAGCUAUCUCUCGACUGCGCACUCUGUUAGACCACCUAAUAGAUCUAGUCGAUGCUGUUCCUCCCGAUACCGGCCCUAGGCGAUUUGGCAACGUCAGCUUCCGCAAGUGGUACAAGAUCGUCGAAGGAGAGGUUGGCGACUUAUUGACCCAGCAUCUGCCAGAAGAACUCGGCCCAGCGCAUGAAGAGCUCUCGUCAUACCUCUUAGGGAGUCUCGGAAGUUCUCAGCGGCUGGACUACGGAACGGGCCACGAGCUCAGCUUUCUUGCCUUCCUGGCUUGCCUGUGGAAGCUGAGUUUCUUCGCCGAGCGCGAGCCAGGUGUGGAAGAGCGAGGAAUCGUCCUCGGUGUCUUCGAGUUGUACCUCGUCCUCAUCAGGAAGCUCAUCAAGACAUACACUCUAGAGCCGGCCGGGUCUCACGGGGUCUGGGGCCUAGACGACAAUUCAUUCCUCCCGUACAUUUUUGGUUCUGCCCAACUGUGUCCGCCUAUCGCCGAAACCGACGACACCCCUACUGAAGGUUCGCUGCCCAGUGCCCCCGAUGCGUCCGCAGUGACCAAACUCAACCUCGUCGAGAAGGAGAAGGACUCAAACAUGUACUUUUCGGCCAUCGCCUUCAUCUACGACGUCAAGAGAGGCCCGUUCUGGGAGCACAGCCCCAUGCUCUUCGACAUCUCCGGCAUCAAGGACGGCUGGGGCAAGAUCAAUAAGGGCAUGAUCAAGAUGUACAAUGCAGAAGUCCUUUCCAAGUUCCCCGUCGUCCAGCAUUUUCCCUUCGGCUCCCUGUUCAAGUGGGAGAAGGAUCCCGAGGCUAAGCCACCACCACCCUCGACACACGCUGCGAGCCAACCUCUCCGAAACCCAACGGAUACCAAUGCGCCCAGUGCAAUGAGGCCGGGUGGCCCUCCGAUGGGGUCAACAGCCGCGCCCUGGGCCUCGAAACCCUCGGCCGCGCCAGCGGGCUUCGUCAACGGCGUCACGCAGGCCCCGUGGGCUGGUCGAGCACCUGCGCCGCCCCCUCCUCGUGGUGGCUUCGCUGCAGCACAGAGACGACCCCUACAAGCAUUGAAGGAGACGGAGACGAAGACGACCCAGCAAGUGCCCAAAGGGUAG
Fonsecaea nubica is the source of this 1353-nucleotide messenger RNA. RefSeq lists its product as hypothetical. The record is from RefSeq and is a predicted model, not a curated record. Bases 1 to 1353 code for a protein of 450 amino acids. Gene Ontology annotation, biological process: mitotic spindle organization. NCBI's taxonomy places the organism in Eukaryota, Fungi, Ascomycota, Eurotiomycetes, Chaetothyriales, Herpotrichiellaceae. Gene Ontology annotation, cellular component: cytoplasm; nucleus; protein phosphatase type 2A complex. The transcript has a single exon. Gene Ontology annotation, molecular function: protein tyrosine phosphatase activator activity; peptidyl-prolyl cis-trans isomerase activity.